UGAUGAUGAUGAUGAGGAGGAUGUUGUGAAGGCAGGCAGGUUGUGACUGACUGAGCUGAGAGGCGGACACACACACACACACACACACACCUCGCAUCACUUAUUCAUGCUGCGAACCAGUCAGACGGAGUAGCCACCUCUUCUCAGCCUGUCUCUUCCUCAUGAUACACCGUAAACUAAAAGAAAUACGGCUGAAUUCAGACACUCAGUGACGGUGGAGGACAUACCCACCAGCACCAGCACCACCAGCACCACCACCACCAGCAGCAGCAGCAGCAGCUCCACCCAGGCCGCUGUCAUCAGCAGCAGCAGCUGGUCUCGCAGCGACCGUUAGCGGCUAACCGUUAUUGCUAGCAGGUUUGACUCGGCCAUUUUCAGAACCAUCACAAUGAUAAUCAAGGAGCUUUGUUUCAACUUUACACCUGAACUGUCCCAGUUGUGAUGGAAAGGCACCACUGACUCAAGAGGGAACAUAAAUCCUGGAUGCCGUGACGUACGGUGACGUUGUCAAUCCAAGAUGGAGAAAAAGAAACCGUGCCCUCGCCUUCUCGACUACUUGGUGGUGGUCGGAGCAAGGCAACCAAGUAGUGACAAUGUGGCCCAGACGCCUCAGCUCCUCCGCCGCUACCCGCUGGAGGACCACCACGACUUCCCGCUCCCACCAGACGUGGUGUUUUUCUGCCAACCAGAGGGCUGCCUGAGUAUACGCCAGCGUAGGGUUAGCCUCCGCGAUGACUCCUCAUUUGUUUUCAUGCUGACAGACAAGGACUCAGGAAUCACUCGCUACGGAAUCUGCGUCAACUUCUACCGCUCUUUUCAGCGAGGACAUCAUCGUGCUCGCGGGGACAAGAGCGGCCACACGGAGACAGCCGCACAGGCGACGGAGUCCGCUAGUGAUGGGUCCGAUGGCAGCGGUGGAGGCCCGACCUCCAUGUUAUCUCCACCUAACAAUGCUGAGUCAGCACCUCCGCCUGCCUCCGGAGAAGAGAGCGGACAACCAGGUGCCGAGCUAAAUGCCGGCAAGUCCCCACAGCACAGACGAAGCGCUGCCAAGAUGGCAGCCAGAAACCGCAAUAGCACGCUGACCUCGCUGUGCAUACUCAGCCACUACCCCUUCUUCUCCACCUUCAGGGAAUGCUUAUAUAUUCUCAAGAGGCUGGUGGACUGCUGCAGUCAAAGGCUAACUCAACGAGCUGGACUUCCCCGCGCCACCCAGAGGGACACCAUGUGGCGGGUGUUCACCGGGGCGCUGUCGGUGGAAGAGAAAGGCAGCCAGCUGCUGGCCGACCUGCGGGAGAUUGAAUCCUGGGUGUACCGGUUGCUUCGUUCACCGGUACCAGUGGCUGGUCAGAGGCGUGUGGAUGUGGAGGUCCUGCCCCAUGAACUCAAACGGGCUCUCACCUUUGCCCUGCCUGACAACUCUCGCUUCUCCAUGGUCGACUUCCCCCUGCACCUGCCCUUAGAGCUGCUGGGGGUGGACGCCUGUCUUCAGGUCCUCAGCUGUGUCCUGCUAGAGCACAAGGUCAUUCUUCAAUCCCGAGAUUACAAUGCUUUGUCUAUGAGCGUCAUGGCCUUUGUUGCUAUGAUCUACCCUCUGGAGUACAUGUUCCCCGUCAUCCCCUUACUGCCAACAUGCAUGGCCUCUGCUGAGCAGCUCCUUCUUGCCCCCACUCCCUAUAUUAUAGGUGUACCAGCCAGCUUCUUCCUCUACAAAGCUGAUUUCAAAAUGCCAGACGAUUUGUGGCUUGUGGACCUUGACAGCAGCAAGGUUAUAGCACCCACCAAUGCAGAGCUUCUACCACCUCUUCCAGAGCCUGAAGCAAGCGAGCUUAAGAAACAUCUGAAACAGCUCUUGGAGUGUCUGGUUAGGUUGACCGUGAUCACCCAAAAGCAGAUCUUCUCCUCUGAAAAUAAGGCCUUGGCCAGUAUGAGCAUGAACACCCAACCCAUCCUGAACCUGGAGAAGUUCCAGGAAGGUCAGGAGAUGCCCCUGCUCCCACCUGGACGAGAUAAAGCCUCGCCGUCCUCCACAGAGUUUAACCCUCUGAUUUACGGCAAUGACGUUGAUUCCGUGGAUGUAGCCACCAGGGUCGCCAUGGUACGUUUCUUCAACUCCCCCAAUGUUCUCCAGGGGUUCCAGAUGCACACUCGCACCUUGCGCCUCUUCCCCCGGCCUGUGGUGGCUUUUCAGUGUACUUCUUUUCUGGCAUCUCGGCCACGACGUUCCUGCUUUGCAGAUAAACUUUCUCACACCCAGGCGGUGGAGUACUAUGGAGAGUGGGCUCUCAAUCCCACCAACCUCGCCUUUCAGAGGAUACACAACAAUGUGUUUGACCCGUCCUUAAUCGGAGACAAGCCUAAGUGGUAUGCUCACCAGCUACAGCCAGUGCUCUACCGGGUGUACGAUGGAAGCUCCCAGCUGGUUGAAACUAUGGCUGGUCCUUUGGAGGAUGAGGGCAACGAGUCUGACCCCACAGACAGUGGAAGUGACAGUGAGGCAUGCGAUGACUCCAGCUCGUCCUAUUCCUCACUCGGAGACCUCGUGAGUGAGAUGAUCCAAGGCGACAUCCAGGGAGACACACCAAGCUUGGACCCGCCUACCCAUGCUGCACUGGGAGACGCUAGUGAGGUUGAGUUUCAAGACCUCCAUGACUUGAGGGACGGUCAGGGCUUGGACGGUCCACCGAGUGGGGACGGACCCGCCGAACCCUCUGAUGGGCAACCACUUCGCUCAAGCUCCAGCACAACUGCGAGCUCAAGUCCCAGCACAGUCAUCCAGGGAGUCAACCAAGAGCAGGGGGAAGCACCUGAAAUUGAAGCACCAGCAGGUGCCGCUUUACAGAACCCUGUCUCCGGUUUGAGCAGUCAGCCAUUCCUCAGACCUCAGACGGCUGAUGCCGGCCUGACGGACCAAGCCAACAAAAAGCAAGAGUAUGACAACCCAUACUUUGAGCCUCAGUAUGGCUUUCCCUCUGAGGAUGACCCUGAUGCAGAAGAGCAAGUGGAGUCAUACACCCCUCGAUUCAACCAGAACCUCAAUGGCAACAAGGCGCAGCGUCCUUUACGUCCCUGCAGCCUGAGGCUCCCUGGAGAGUCGGAUGGGGAGGGAGACUCCCGCAACAGCUCGCCAAACUCCACCAUUUCCAACAACAGCAAUGAUGGAUUUGGAGGACUCAUGUCCUUUGCCAGCAAUCUUUACAAGAACCACGGCACCAGUUUCAGUCUGUCCAAUCUUGCUCUUCCCAACAAGGCCGCGAGGGAGAAAACGCCUUUCCCCAGUUUAAAAGAUGACCCUGACAGCCCGGGCGCUCGUGCACCUCGAGCACUUGUGGACCAGAAGUCUUCAGUCAUCAAGCACAGUCCAACAGUGAAGAGAGAAUCUCCCUCUCCUCAGGGCAGAGUCAACAACACCAGUGAGAACCAGCAGUUCUUGAAGGAGGUGGUGCAGAGCGUUCUGGAUGGUCAGGGAGUCGGCUGGCUCAACAUGAAAAAAGUGCGCCGCCUGUUGGAGAACGAGCAGCUUCGUGUCUUUGUGCUGAGUAAGCUGAACCGAGCCAUCCAGUCGGAGGAAGACGCCCGACUGGAGAUCAUACGCGAUGUGGAGGUAAGCAGAAAGGUGUACAAAGGCAUGCUGGACAUCUUGAAGUGCACAGUUUCCAGUCUGGAGCACUCCUACACCAACGCAGGCCUCGGAGGAAUGGCCAGUGUCUUCAGCUUACUGGAAAUAGCACGCACACAUUAUCAAACCAAAGACCCAGAAAAACGCAAGCGAAGCCCCACAGACAGUGCUGGCAGCCCGGGGAGUAAAGAGAGUCCUUCUGGUCGUAUGGAGACCGCCAGACCUCAGGGCCUCCUGAAUGUUCCUAACCUGCAGCUGCCGCACCACCACACAACGGGCAAAGGAGCCCGCCAUUUUGAUACCCGGAGUCUGAACGAGGAGAACUUUAUUGCCUCGAUUGAAUUGUGGAGCAAGCACCAGGAUAAGCAAAAAGCUAUGGAAAAACCACAGAGGUCUGAUGGAGCAAAGCAGCAGCGCCCCCAGGUGACUGAUGCUGAGGAGAAGAAAUCACAGAUCAGUGCUGAUAGUGGCCUCGGUGUCACCUCUGGAUCUCAGAAGAGCGACACAGAGUCUGUAACGAGCUCGGAGCCACCGAUCCUGACCAGAAGCACCAGCCAGGACUCAGAAGCCAGCACAGUGAUAAGCAACAGCUCUGGAGAGACUCUUGGAGCUGACAGUGACCUGAGCAGCACAGCGGGAGAAGGCCUCGGAGGGAGAAUGGCCGCUCAUUUAACUCAGUCCAGAGGGACUCUUUCUGACAGCGAGAUUGAAACCAAUCCAGCCACCAGCACCUUGUUCGGAAAGACCCACACUCUGAAACCAAUUGCAAAAGAAAAUGUACUUGCUAUGGCAAAGGGGCCGCCAGCGCAGCCCAUGGAGGACAUCAGUAUGAGGAUUUACCUUUGUGAAGGCCUGCUGGGCCGCGAUAAGAGCUCCGUUUGGGAUCAACUAGAGGAUGCUGCCAUGGAAACCUUUUCUCUAAGCAAGGAGCGCUCCACUCUGUGGGACCAGCUGCAGUUCUGGGAGGACGCCUACUUGGAUGCUGUGAUGUUGGAGCGCGAGGGCAUGGGCAUGGACCAGGGACCUCAGGAGAUGAUCGAAAGAUACUUGUCACUAGGAGAUCAUGACCGCAAGCGUCUGGAAGAUGAUGAAGACAGACUUCUGGCCACCCUGCUGCACAAUAUGAUUGCAUUCAUGCUCAUGCUGAAAUUGAACAAAAAUGACAUCAAGAAGAAAGUGCGGCGUUUGAUGGGGAAGUCCCACAUUGGCCUCACAUACAGCCAAGAGAUCAAUGAGAUACUGGACAAACUGACCAACAUGAACGGCCGUGAGCUGUCCAUCAGACCCAGUGGAAGCCGUCACAUCAAAAAGCAAACAUUUGUUGUCCAUGCUGGCACUGAUACCACAGGAGACAUCUUUUUCAUGGAGGUUUGCGAUGACUGCAUAGUCCUGCGCAGCAACAUAGGCACAGUUUACGAGCGCUGGUGGUACGAGAAGCUCAUCAACAUGACUUACUGCCCCAAGACCAAGGUGCUGUGUCUCUGGAGACGCAACGGCCAAGAGACGCAGCUCAACAAGUUCUAUACCAAAAAGUGUCGUGAACUCUACUACUGUGUUAAAGACAGUAUGGAAAGAGCUGCAGCAAGGCAGCAAAGCAUUAAACCAGGUCCGGAGCUGGGCGGAGAGUUUCCUGUCCAGGACAUGAAAACUGGUGAAGGUGGACUGCUGCAGGUCACACUGGAAGGAAUCAACCUUAAAUUCAUGCACAGCCAGGAGCGGAAGGUUUUCAUAGAGCUGAGUCACAUUAAAAAGUGCAAUACAGUGAAGGGAGUCUUUGUCCUGGAGGAAUUUGUUCCUGAAACUAAAGAAGUGGUGAUCCACAAGUACAAGACACCCAUGGCACAUCAGAUCUGUUACUCGGUCCUCUGCCUUUUCUCCUACGUGGCGGCAGUGAAGGGGAAGGAGGCGGAAGGAAAACCCAAGCUUCUGUCACCGAGACCCCUUCUUAGCUAGUCUACGCCCCGCGCCCUGCCCCCCCCCCACGCUCCCUCCCCCACCCCUCAGAGUGCCUCUCUACUCGAAAUGGCAUCUCAGCUCUAAAACCACAGACUUCUGACAAUCCCUAACUUUAUUCUAAGCACACAAUUCCUGCUCCCUCCUCUUGUAUAUACAGGCCUAAGACCCUUUUUAGACCCUGUCGUGUAGACGUGUUUAGUCUGUGAUGUUGUGUAAAUACUUCCGACCCCUCGUCGCUGUCGUCCCGUUGAUCAUACAAACUAGCUAAAUGUUUUGCCUGCUCCUUAACUCGGGAGAAGUGACUGCCCCUCGAGCUCUUCUCCUCAGUGUGAAAGUCUUCUAUUGUUCCUGCUGCCAAGACCCAACUAUUUUUACCGAUAGGAGAUGUGAGGGAUCGCCCCGAGGCACAGAGUGCAUGCAGGUCCCGUGCACAGCCUUGACAUUCACUACAGAGUAGCCCCCCCCCCCCCCCCCCCGCCUCCUACCCGUCUCCAUUUGACUGUGUGAGGUAUUCUGUGAUAUGUGGUUACUGUAAAGUUCCAGUCUGUCCAAGUUUAAACAGGUAUAACAUCCGGAGACCCUCUUGUUGUGCAGGAUGUCCCAUACUGAAAAUGCUACUGUAUACUGCACCAGAGCACCGCAGCAUGUAAACGCUUCUUAAAAGUGUUUGAACCCCCAAAAUAAUGUGAGUGUUCUCAGAUGUGUUGCCCUAGAUCGGCCCGCCAGGCUGAAUUACUGUUCUAGUUCUACUGUAAAACUUCUCGUCUGUGUUCUGCUGUUAUCAAUUGCAUGUUACUAUGAGGAUGAAAAAAAUAAAUAUUAUAUAUAUUUCUAUAUAUAGUAUUUAUUUAAUAUAUACAUAUAUUGACUGUACAUUUCUCUGGAAAAAAAUGUUACAAAUUGUUGAGUUGCUAGAUGUGCAAUACUUAAUAAGUAGUUAGCCAUUGCCAGAGCCAUGUUUUUUUUUAGUUAACUGGCUUUCACAGGGUGAAGAAUGUAAGAAAGAACUUUUCUUUUUCUUCUAUAGUACAUAUUGAUUGAAGUGAAUAUGAUGACUUCAGUUUGACUGUGUUUAAGUUUGUCUUUUUUAGGUAAAUCAACAAAUCACAUGGCAAAGAAACUGCUGCUGCGUUGCUCUCUAUGGUGCAAACUUUGGAGCAUUUUGGACUUAGGCCACACCCCCAAUUAGUGAUGUCACAAGGCGCUUUUUUUAACAACAGCAGCAGGUGGUGGAGAUGCUGUAGUAAACGUCAGAUAUGGUAAAGUACCUUUUACAAUCCUUUUACAAUUUUGUUGGUACACUUUAUUUUUCGAUUCAAGUCGUCGCUUGUUUGCUGAAUUGAAAUGCAGUGGAAACCAAACCCACCUGGCUCAAACCAGUGUUACACCACAGUGUGUAAUGUGUGACCAAAGAAGGGGGGUCGCUGUUGCGUGCAUGUCGUUAUUAUUGUGAGUCAGUCUUUAAAACGGGUUUGUGACUUGACAACAAGGCUAGCAGCGGAAGAAACUUUAGAAUAAUGCUGCGUUCCAUUUAAACUGAGAAAUCGGAAUUUCCGAGUUCCCCGUUGAAACUUUCAAUUGUAACAGCCCUUUAAGUAGGAUUUCCAACUUGGAAAGUGGGACGAACAUCACCAACCCCGACUCAAAAUACAAGAUGGCCGCCGUUAAGCUAUAGUAAUAUACUGUUCAUUUGCACUUCUGUCUUAUUCGUGUCUCGUUAAAUCAGUCGUACACACAGUACUGUCCAACUUCUAUCUGUGGACAUCUUGCUACGGUGUUUACGCAAAAUAUUGACGUAAUGCGUUGUUAUCAACUGGUAUUGCUAAACAACGGCUAACCUGGUGGGAGCAAACCCCAUUAAGUUUUCCAACUUGUACUGGAACGCGAUCAACUCGGGUGUGUGUCCCUGCUCCGACUUCCGAUUUCCGGGGUAAAUAGAACGCAGCAUAAUUAUAUGCACACUUUCAGAUUGUAUAUCCGUCGUUCAACUACGUAUUGGUAACACGGCGAUGAUACGUGAAGAUGAACUAAAUGGGUUUUAUUUCUAGAAUAAAAAGCAAAAUGACGGUGGGGGCUGUGGGCAAAUAAUAUAAUCGGUGUGUGCCUGAACACCGUAUACACAAACUACCGCGGCAAGCCUAUCUAACACAGGCCGUCAGAAAAUGGGACCCUGUUGUACCUGGAAAUUAAUUAAAAUAAUUAUUACAAGUAACCAUUUGUAGAAAGUGACAACAUCCAUGCAACUAUCGACAUUAUCGAUUAAUCGUCGGUCAGGAAAUGGUUAAAAAUACUGAUGGUAAGUCUAAGCUUUGUUUUGUGUGACAAACAGUACAAAAUAAAUAAAGUUAUUCAAUUAACUGUCAUAGAAAAUUCACAUUUUAGAAGCUGAAACCAGUGAAUUUUUGCUUGAAAAAAAAAUAAAGGAUUGAAUGAUUAGCUCUUGGUCACAGAAUAUGGUACAACACCGGCGCCGGUUUGGUCAGGUUUUGGCGUGAACCUCAUAAGCAGCCAAGGAAAAACACACUGUUUUUACAUCUCAGACUGGGUUGUGCCAAAAGUCUAAAAUCCUCCAAACAGACCAGCAGCAGUUUUCCAUCCUGUGAUUUCUCUUUCAGAUGUGUUGAAACAGCCGUGGUCAUCUGCUCCCAGAGGAGAUCGAGUCUUAAUGUUGUUUCUGUUCCGUGAUAGUAAAGAACAGUUGAAUCUGGUCUUAUCGCUGGCCCGUUAACUUUCACAGUGAGUGUGUGUGCGUGUGGGUUUGUGUGUGCUCGUGCGUCCAUGUGGUGAACAGUUUCUCCAGAUCAGCAAUAUAACGGUACAGCUAUAUCACUGCAAGGUGUUUUUUUGAUUCUGACAUGGUUGUAUUUUUAGUGAUUUAACUGUGCAAAGGAAAAUAAUCAGUGGGAUAUUGAGAGGAUGCUGUUCCACUAACAAAUAUAUUAUAUAUAAAUAAUAUAUAAAUUAGACAGAACUCGAUAUGAAGCAUCUCUGAAAUUGGUUUGGAAAUGGGACAAAAGCUCUUUCUGCUUAAGUUAAAAAGGACGUUUUUUUUUAAACUGGAGUAUUACAACUCAUCUCUGUCAUUGUACUAGCCAGCUUCUGUAACAAGAGGGAAUAAAUGAAAUGAGAUGCCAGGUGUAAGUAUUCCAGUACUUGAAAAAAAAGUAUUUAUAGAAUAUGUACAGCUUUGGCAAUAUAAUAAAGUUAUCGCAAAUAAA
Molecule: messenger RNA, 8793 nt
Organism: Sebastes umbrosus (honeycomb rockfish)
Lineage: Eukaryota; Metazoa; Chordata; Actinopteri; Perciformes; Sebastidae
Gene: madd
Product: MAP-kinase activating death domain
Exons: 39
Coding region: 518-5572 (1684 amino acids)
Biological process (GO): regulation of apoptotic process; regulation of Rab protein signal transduction
Cellular component (GO): cytosol
Molecular function (GO): guanyl-nucleotide exchange factor activity
Source: RefSeq, a predicted model, not a curated record